GACCUCAACGCGGCCCAAUUCAAAUUUUUUCUGCACCCUGGCAGUGUUUUGUGUUCGCCUUGGGCGGCGGACUUUAUUUUCUUUUCCGAGCUAUUUUAAUAUUUACAGAAGUGAGAGGUGGUGUAGACCUGGUUUAAAUAAACAAUGGGGAGCCGGAAAAGUGAAGCCUUAGCGUUCUCCCUUGUGACCGGCAUCAAUCAUGCCAUGGCGAAGCUGGUGGAUAUCUGGGACAGUAUCGGUAUCAUGGAGGAUCAGAGGAUCGAGCGGAUGCAGGCUGUAAAGAAAUACAUUGAGGAUCUGCUGACUGACAUGAUCACUGAAGAGGAGUCUCUAAGGCAUCGCAUCAGAACCAGCAUCAUCACCACUCAGAAACAGUUAGAAACUCUGUGUCUCGAGUUAUCGAUGGAACCAUACAAGUCAGAGGAAGAACUGACGGUGCUGCAGAUCGAGAAGAACCUGCGCUGUCGCCUGGAGACUUUACAGAAGGAGAAGAACGAACGGCUGAGGGAACUAAAUGACCUGAGGCGGGAGGAUGAAGAGCUCUGUGUGACGCUGUGUGUGACGCCGUACUACAUUCCCAGCGCCACCAUGCCCUCCCGCACCCAACUACAAGAGCUACGAGCCCACAUCAAACAACUCAGUGAGGAAAAGGAAAGCCGGGUGAAGGUCUUCUCUGGGCUCCGGGAGGAGAUCAGGAGUCUGAUGGAUGAGAUGGGUCAUGAACCUGAAACCAGCCUGGAGAGAGAGUCUGUAUCGUCCGACACCGACAUCUUCCUGCUGACACACGACAACAUAAAAGCUCUUAAACUGCUGCUCGCUCAGCUGGAAAUGAAAAGGGAAUCCCUCGUUUCCUCUCGGGACAAACUGAAGGAUCGAGCUACGAGCCUGUGGUAUCGCCUGGGCUGUCCCGAAGAGGAAGCCGAGGAAUUCAAGCGGGAGGCGCCGACCACUCUCUGCGAUGACAUCAGAAGGUGGCAGCGUGCUGUGGAUAGUCUGGAAGUGCUGCAGAAGUCCAAGCUGGAGGAGGUGAUCGAUAAAGUCCGCCAGGAGCUUGUGGUUCUCUGGGAGAAGUGCAUGUUCGGCCCGGAGCAGCGAGAAGCUUUUAAUGCACACUUCUGUGACUCUAAUUACACCGAGGAGCUGCUCAGCCUGCAUGACCAGGAGGUUCUGAAGGUGAAGGAGUUUUACGAGUCGGCGCGUCCGUUACUCGAGAGCAUCGAGAAAUGGGAGAGGCACUGGGUUCUCUUCCAAGACUUCGAGAGAAAGGCAGCAGAUCCGAACCGUUUCUCUAACAGAGGAGGAGCGCUGCUGAAGGAAAGCAAGGACCGAGCCAAAGUGCAGAAGCUGCUUCCUAAGCUAGAGGAGGAUCUGAACUCGCGUGUGGAGGUUUGGGAGAAGAAUCAAGGCUCGGUGUUUCUGAUGCGAGGUGUGAGGGUGAUGGAUUACAUCUCAAAGCUGUGGGAAGAGCAUCGCUCCCAGAAAGACAAGGAGAAGAACGAGCGUAUGUCCAAGAAAGCCGAUAACACCCAGUUUAAAACGCCCAGCAAAAGACCACACGGAGGAACCAACAUCAGCGUCACUCCCAGCAAGAUCAGAAAGACUCCUAAUCAGUCAGCGCUGCGCACCACCACGGUGAGCAGUUCCAGCAGCAGCAGCACCAGCAGCGCGUCCAGCACGUUCCUGUGUGUGCCGGGCAAGCCUCCACUCUCAGCCAAGAGGGUCAAAACGCUUGAGACGAGCUCAGGGCCCCGGACACCGCUGCAGGAGCAUAACGGCGAUAAGAAGCCCAUCUCGAUCACCUACUCUGAUUUUACUACCGAGCUCUCCAAGAAGGCCAGUUUCGACUCGGUCCUGAACUCCACUGUGAAAGACAUGCUGUAAUUCACCACGAACCGUGGAUCGUUCUUCAUUUCUGGUCACCUGUAGGUCAAACGCUCAUGUGCAGCUUCGUUUUUAAUUCGUUUUUAGUCAGAUAUUCGCAGAUGAUGCUUUUAUGUCAGUUUCAUAUCAUGAUUUUAUACAAGCUUGUUUUUUCACUAUUGGCUGUUUUAAAUCUUUAUUUUCUUUAUUUUUCCGUUUUGCCAGUAAAACCCUCAGGCUCAUUUCAGUUGUUUGUGCUGAGCACUUUUUCAACUGUUUAUAUUUUACUGUAUGUCUCUGUAUCUGUUUAUUUUGCCAAAAUAAAUAUCUACAUUUCUAA
This is a messenger RNA of Trichomycterus rosablanca, 2200 nucleotides long. RefSeq lists its product as uncharacterized. Gene Ontology annotation, biological process: mitotic spindle midzone assembly; microtubule cytoskeleton organization. The record is from RefSeq and is a predicted model, not a curated record. NCBI's taxonomy places the organism in Eukaryota, Metazoa, Chordata, Actinopteri, Siluriformes, Trichomycteridae. The transcript is spliced from 14 exons. Gene Ontology annotation, cellular component: mitotic spindle midzone; cytoplasm; spindle. Bases 145 to 1881 code for a protein of 578 amino acids. Gene Ontology annotation, molecular function: microtubule binding.